Molecule: messenger RNA, 5091 nt
Organism: Paramecium sonneborni
Lineage: Eukaryota; Ciliophora; Oligohymenophorea; Peniculida; Parameciidae
Source: the annotation of a GenBank genome assembly
AUGUUCUCAAGAAUUUUAGAAUAUUUAUUAAGGAUUUCUUUAACAGAUAAUGUGAAAAAUGAAACAAAUCUUUUUUUUCCUGAAAAAAUAAUUUUAUGGAUCUAUUUUGGCUAACUUAAUGGAUUUUUAAUCAAUAGAGAAGAGAGAAAUUUCACAAUAUUUUAAGAGAAUUAAUAUUUAUAUGCGAUUUUUGAUUAUGCAAAUAUAGUUAGUCCUUUAAGUAAAUAUAUAAAUUUUGAGGUUAUGGCUUAUAUUAUUUUUCUACAACUACUAAUAUUUUAUUUGUGCAAUUUUAUUCUAAUGGUGAUGAAAUAAGUAAAUAUUUAUUAUAUAAUCAGUAAAUGUAGUUUGUUUAUAUUUAUUUUAUCUUAUUUAACUGGAUAAUAAUGUGCCCAUUUUAAACAAUAUUUGUAAUGGUUACUGCCAAAAUAGAACUUAAUAAUUAUGUUAUUUAUGAUUCAAGUUCAAAUAGACAGAUACUUUUGCUAAUUAUAUCUUUAUUAGGAACAAUAAUAAUUUUUAUCACAUCUACAAUAUCAAAUUUUAUUUUUUAAAAAAGAGAAAUUAAUUAGAAAAUACUUCUCAAAUAUGAUUUUAGUCUUUUUUACAUUAUAGGUCCUCUUAUUCAAUUAUAUAUUAUAUUCUCAUCUAUCAAUUAAAUUCAAUAAUUAUAAAUUGCUGCACAUAUAUUACACUUUGUAAUUAUGAUCCUGUUAUUGAUAAUAGCAAUUUAAUUUCCUUUUGGAUUAACUUCAACAUCACUCAUAUUUAAUUAAUUAACAGUCCUAAGUAUCUUUUUUAAUUUCCUUAUUUGUAUUUGGAAAUAUUCAAGCCAUAGUGACUAAUUCAUCUUUUUAUCCUUAUUAAUAAUUGGGAUGGUAUUUAUAUUCUAACUAUAUAGCUAUUAUGGUAUACAGUACAUUCGAUAUUCUAUAGAAGGUUAGAUAAAAUUGUAUGUAGAUUUUGUUCAAAAAAAGAAACUUUAUAUUUAGCCGAAGUCUUAGAAUAUUUCCUAUAAACUCAGUCAUAUACUCUUUAACAUUUAUUACAGUUAAAUAUCCAUAGAAUAAAUUGUUAAGAUUUGUUAUGUCCAUGUUAUGAUUGCCAAUUAUUAGCCAUCGAUAAUAUUUCUAUAGUUUAAUAAGUCUAGUAACAAAGGAAGAACAAAAAAUUUGCUAUUUAAAAAUGGAUUAUGCAUUAAUACAAAACCUAUGUAUAAAAGGCACAAUUAAAAUAAAAGUAAUAUGAUUUAAUAAUUUUUAAUUAUUUAUCAUUUCAAAAAAUUUUCUUAGAAAAUCAUGUUUUGACUUGUAAAACUAUAUUCUAAUGUAUUUAAAGAUUGGAAAAAGUCAAACAGCAUUAAUGCCAUGUGACGAAAAUUUUGUUAUAUUUGAUAUAAUAAAAUUGUAAAUUAAAAUUACUAGUAUAAACAUCGCAAUAGAAAAAGAUAACAUAAUAAGAAUUCAUAUUUAUAACAGAUAUUAAUAUUAUGUAUUAAUUAGCUGAUAAGAUUCUUUUAUAACUAUCUAAAGUAUUAUAAAUGUAAAUUUAGUUAUGGGAACAAUAUUCGAAAAAUGAAAUAAAAGAUUUUGAUUAACUAUUGUCAGUUAUUUUAAAUAUUAGAUAAUAAAAAUAGAAUAGUAAAGAUUUAUUUGAAGAAUAUUAAAACUUUAGAAAUUAAUAUAAAGAAACAAUUUAUUCUCUCAGGGUAAAAUUGCUAUUUUACUUAACAGUAUAAUAAGAUAUAAUAUUAAUUACUAAAAUUUAAUCUUAAUUGAUUUAAUUAGAGGAUUCUUAAAGAUUUGAUUUGAAUUUGAAUAAUUUUAAUAAUCUCUCUUUUUUAACAGGAUAAGCAUUGUCAAUAAUAUCAAAUAUUAGUCCUGAAAAUCAAGGAAAAUUGGAGUAAAAAAUAACCAAGGAAUUUAAAUAAUUUUUUGGUUAUAAAAAUGAGGAAAAAAAAUUGACCCAUAUCAAGUAAUUGAUGCCAUCAAAGAUUGCUGAUGUGCAUUCUGGAUUAGUAGAAAAUUUCUUUUUUAAAGGAAAAAGUGAUAGAAUUAAUAAUACAUCAAUGGCAUUUAUUUUAAAUUCAAAAAAUUUAAUUGAGUAAAUUAAGUUGUGUUUAAAUUAUUAUUUUCCAGUCGAUUUAAACGAUGCUUCCUUUUACAUGAUUGCUCAUAUUUAAAAAACAUCAAAAUAAGAAUAAAAUCUUUAUGACGAAAAUUUAACAGGGCAUCUUUUAAUAGACAAAGAUUUUAAUGUUUUUGGAAUGACUCAAAACAUAUAUGAAAAAUUAAAUUAUCGUUACUAUUUUAAAAAUGAUUCUAAUGCUCUUUUAAUUACUCCUUAAGAAUUUUAUGAUGAACACAAUAUAUUCUCACUGAUACCAUCCAUUUAAUUUAAAUUAUAAAAUUAUUAUGAAAGUUAACCAAAUCGAAAAUUGCGAGAUAAUGAAAUAAUCUUAAUCAAGGAGAGAGGUUUGCUAAAGUUAGAUUUUCAUAAGUAAGAAUAAGAAAAUUUAGCUUGGAAGUAAUUUAAUAAGCAAUUUUCCUUUACCAAACUCACAAAUCAACAAAUUUUAAGUUAAAUGCUAGAGAUUAGUGGUGAAUUAGCUAAUAUUUAGACUAAUGAAAAUGUUAAAUAUUUUCCUAUUGAAUAUACUGUAACAUAAAGAAUAUUAUAUGCUUAAAAUUCAAACAAUAAAAUAGAUCCUUUUUUUUAUUAUUUGAUUGAAAUUUAAAUGUUAGAAGAUUUCAAAAAAAAUUCAGACUUAAACAAAAACACUAAUAAAUUUUUGAGAAGUAAAAUGUAAAAUCCACCAUAAAAAAUAGAUACCUAAAGAUAAUCUAUUGUUUAAUUAUUUUAAUUUGAAGCCAUAAACUUUGUGACAAGUGAUCGCUUAAUUUCAUAAUAGGGAGAUAAAGAAGCAUUAGCAAAAGAAUUUAAUUAAGAUAAAUCAAAAUAACAAUAAAGGUUACUUUCCAAAGGACUUAUUAAUAUAUAAAAUGAUGUUCAAAGCCAAAAGUCUUCUAUUAUGAAUCUUCCAAAUAGAGUGAACAAAUUUUUUGAAUUUCUUUAAACAAAUAAAUAUCCUUCUAUUUUUUUGGGGAUGAUAGGGUUAAUUAUUAGUCAUUUUAUCAUAGUAAUAGUUUAUACUAGCUUUACUACAAUUUUAUUUUAUUAGAAAAAAGAGAUACAAUCUAAUUGUAUAAUUUAUACAUUUCAUGAUGUAGAUUAUUUUAAUGGUUUCAGUUUAAUUCUUUCGGGUUCAAGACAUACCAUAUUUAAUUCUAAUUAUUUAAGUUUGUUAGAGCCAUUAAUUUUUAAAGUAGAUAAAUAAAUAAUAAAAUUAACAAGUAAGGAUUGCAUAAAUGUAUCUUGGCAUUUAUUAUCUACUGGAUAGUAGGAUUUAGUUGGAAGAUAUGAAAAUUAUUCCUAAAUACUGUUAAAAUAUGAAUAAAAAUAAAUAACAUAUUAUUAUCCUGAUUAUUCGAAUACUAAGAUUUUAAAUUAGGUAUUGCUUGAUCAAGCAACUUAUUACACUAUGAUGUACCUUUAAUUUUACUACACUUAUCGAAGUAUUAUGUCAUUGAAUACUUAUAUGUCUGGUGGAAAUGACAACACGCUUUUGUAAUUAAAUUAUUUAAAUUUAGAGUCAGAAAUCGAUAUAUCCUCUAUUUUAAUUAUUAGGAUGCCAUAGAACUAACUUAAGAUUCAAUUUAAUCUUGUUAUGAUUAUAACAAUGACGCUAAUGAAUAUUUUGACUUAUUCACUAAAUCAUGGUUUAUAACAAUGUAUAUUGUAACCAUGUUUAUUUUUAUGUUUCACCUUAUAGCAGUUUAUAAAAUAAAAAAAGUAACUUAGAUUUAUUUAAAAUAAUUUAUUUAAAUAGAUUUUGAGGAAACUUAAAUUGUAACCAAAUAAUAUUAAAAUAUGUUAAAAAUCUUAAAUUAAGAGAAUAUAUUAUUUAAAUAUUAAGAUUUCUCUGUUAUAAAAUAAAUGCCAUCAAAUAUACUUCUAAUUUUAUAAAAAUAAGAAACCAAUUAAAAUUUAUAAGAAGAAAAUGAUGUUAAUAGCAGCAGUAGAAAAAAUCGAGUUACAUCAAUAAAUACAAAAAAAAUUAAUUUUGACACCCCAUCUAUUUCUGUCAGAAAAAUUAUUUUUCUUUAUGUAUUUUUGAUGCUGUUGAAAAUUUCAUUUUCAGCUAUAUUUUAAUUCUAUUAUGAUUAUUUAUCUUCAGGUAUUGCUCCAUCAGCUAAAAGAGAAUUAGAAUCAUAAAAAAUGAGGUUAGACUUUAUUAUGACAAUAAAUAUGUGGGAUACGUAUUUGUUAAAAUAAUUUUAUAAUGCUUCUCAAUAUUUAGAAAAUACUAAUUCUAAAUUUAGUUAUUCAAAUUAAAAUGUGAGAAAUAACUAAAAGUUACUCAAUUAAUUAAAAAUCGAUAAAGAUAUUUUAUUAGAAAAAAUCAAUAUAUUUUAAAGUCACGACUUAACCGAUUUUCUCUAUCAUCAUGCAGAUGAAUAAAACUAAAAUUUAUUAAUUUCUGAAUAAAAUAAAUAAAUCCUAUUAGGGUAGGAUGUUUGUAAAUUGACAAGUUGCAACAUGAUUAAUGAAUUGUUUAACAAUCGUCCUUAUGCUGAAUAUUUGAUUGAUUACUAUUAAGUUGGAUUAAUUUAAUUGUUUAAGAACGUUCUUCAAGUAAUUGUAGAAUACAACUUUUUGAUUACAGAUGAAUCUUUAACUCCAGAAUAAAAGGUUUAAGGAAUUGUUUAGAUGUAUCAAUCAUUUAAUUAUUUUUUAUACAUCUUUUAUGGAUUAGAUGCUAUAUAAUAUUAGAUAUCAUAAUUUUGUAAAUAUUUUUUGGAUUAAACAUUAUAUACAUUGGAACAUUCAACUUCAUCAAAUAUAGCUUAUGUUUCAACUUUUGGAAUAAUAUUAUUCAUAAUUACUGUGUUUAUUGAAUGUUACAUUUUCUUAAAUUUCUUCAACAAAUUUGAAUUGGCUAGAGAAACUUUAAGGUAGAUUCCACUCGAGAUGUUAUUUCAAAAAAAUAUACCAAAAAAAUUGAACAAUAUUAUGAUUAAAUAUAUUUGA